This is a messenger RNA of Athalia rosae (coleseed sawfly), 5496 nucleotides long. RefSeq lists its product as uncharacterized. The coding region runs from base 214 to 5496 and encodes 1760 amino acids. NCBI's taxonomy places the organism in Eukaryota, Metazoa, Arthropoda, Insecta, Hymenoptera, Athaliidae. The record is from RefSeq and is a predicted model, not a curated record. The transcript is spliced from 3 exons.
AUUAAUUUUGAUUCCAAAAUGUCAGAACCUAUUUUUCACAAGUAGAUCAAAAUUUAAAGAAAAACUAAAGCCUAUGCCUUCCAAAAAGCCGAAAAAUUCGCUCUAAGUUAUCAACCGUCACGUUAUCUUCCCAUUUUUUACACAAAAUUUGCCAACCCUCGUUCAGAUCAGCUUUUCACAUAGGUACCCGAUGUUUCGUACAACCUCAAAGAGAUGGUGGAAAUAUCCUCGUGUCGGAGAAUCGAGUCAAUCUCGGGUGUCAAAACGUCGAGAAAAGAACAGCGAAAUGAAUUGACGAAUUUUUUGGAUAUCGAUAAACCAAUCGACAAGGGAAAUGUCUUGGAACGUCCGUUGCGCAGACGUGAUAAUAUCUCGGAGGAACGUUUCAACGGCAUCAUUCGGAUGUGCCUGGAGCCCCGAAACUCCGGUGAUCACAUCUCUCUGUCUUCGCCUAAGAAUUUCGUCGUCCAAUAUUUUACGGUGUCUCGAAAUCACCCCGUUAAAAUUUGCGGCAGACCGCAAUGCCCCCUCGCCGCCGAAGAUGACCCGAGAACGGAGGGAAAGAAGCAGCAGCCAAGAUCCCCCGAAGUUGUCGAAAAGACCGAGAGAAGCCGAUCCCCUUCGUCCGAAGAUCCUGCUAACGAGCACCGGGAUUUCCCCGUGGAAUUAACAGUAACGCCCUGCAAUAUCGAGGGGGUUAAGGGUCGUCGAACACCUCGCGACAACUCGGAACAAAGCCCCCGUCAAUCCUGCACCCUCGGAGUCAUCUCCCGUUGCAGUUCGAGAACUUACAGUAUCGCCUCUUCGAAGUCAUCGAAGCGUCACGCUCGCGGACAAACUAAUCGGGAAGAGUGCUGGCGCAGAAGGUGUUCCAAGUUCAUAAUAAACUUACCGGUCACUUUGUCGGAUAAAAUUUUCGGUCCGCGAGCGCCCAGCGGAGCGUCCGAGGACGAAAAACAAAACAGUCGCGACGAUCGGCCGAGCCCGAAUGGAAAGCAGAAUGCGAAGCUUCCCAAAAAUUCUCACCGCAAGCACCAGGAGAACAAGAAGUCGGGUAACUCCGGCGGAGGCUCGUUCGGGGAUCGCGACUGUCAUAAGAAAACUGGUACGGAGAUAUCCCGCGUCGAGAAAGCCAACCAAGUCGACCCUUGUCAUUUACGGACAUCCAAAUCCUUCCCCGAACCCGCAACGUCCGGAAAACCCGUUUCGGAGGCCAAUAGGAACAACGUGGCCGGAAAAAAAUUUACUUCCGGGUGCUCAGAUGGGCUGGAAAGACCGGACGAUCACUCAAAUCCACGGACUGGACGCGAAUCGCCCGAGUCCUCCGAGUGUCCUCGGCGGAAAAUACAUCGGGGAAAGUGCGAUUCGCCGGGCCUUUCGAACUGGUCGGCGAUUCUCUCGGAUAAAUUGUUUGGCCCGAGAAAGAGGAGGGCCCUAAAAAAUGGCGAGAACAAACUCGCGAGGCGUAAAUUAACGACAGUUCGAAACGCGCGGGAUCGAAUUCAGUGUGAAUCCGACCCGAAAUCAAACGAGAAAAAGGGACGGUUGAUGCUGAAGAAAUACACGAUUUUAAACGGCCCGGAGACCGUUGAGGAAACCUUAUGCUUCGACGUUCUCGCCGGUCAAAGAAGCGAACAAAAAUUCGAGAAGAGAAUUUGCCAAAAGAUUCCGCGAAAGCUAGAAACGAUCGAGGAACGAAAUAUCGUCGUGGACAACUUCUCGGGUAACACGUGGCAACCUCGUAAAUCGAAGGGCUGCGGUCAACCGGAGGACAAAGUUCGCAGAUCAAGGUCGAGUUCCAAGAGAUCGACGCGUCAGAUUGAAAAAACCACCUCCACCGAGCACAUUUUCCUAACGAAUUUAAUCGCUAAACUUUUGAACAGGCACCUCGUAUUAACGGGUGGUCAAUGUAAUGGAAAAGAUAAACGAAAAAUCGACUCGAGGUAUCGUCGCGACGAAAAAUGUUCAAAUUUUAAGCGUAACGGCGACGCCGUGUCCCGAAAGUACGCGACUACCAGCGUCCAUAAACACGGGAAGAGGUCCUCGAUGAGCCAGAAAAAUUCGCAUGGAAGAAAAACAAUCGAGGAUAGUGCCGGCAUAGAUAUAUUCUAUGGUGCCGGUAACGACGAGGAUUCCCGACGUAAAAAAAUUACGCAAAUCGGUUCGAUGACUAAUACAGAAUGUGGAACAAAAGAAAAAUCGAAGGGCGUAAGAUAUGAAGGCUCUGGAUCGUCGGUCAAGGUGAAAGUCCUACGGGCGAUAGAUAAAAAUCAUGAAGGAAAAAGGUUCGGCGAAACUUGUUCUCCCUGUCCGCGCUCCGAGGAGAAAAUCGAAACCAGAGGAAAUGUAUUCCACCCGGGCAGAAAGGGAUUAGAAUCGCAGAGUGAAUUUGAAGAGUUCAACGUGGAAACAGGCGGGCAAAAGGACGUGACCUUUUCAAGAGCGAAUACCUGCGAGAGAUUAAUCGUUAAAGCAAAUGUAAUAUCGCAGCCUACGAUGGAUCCAGACCCUCGGUGCGUGGGGAGAACACUUUUAAUAGCCGGCCAAAACAUCCGCGUAAAAAUGCUCGACGAUCGGGAAACUUCGACGACCGGGUUGUCCGAAGAAUCGGUUGGGAAACACGACCGGCAAAAGCGUAAAAUUUCGUCGACGUCGGCUAAAAAAACAGAAACGAAAUGCGUGAGGGUCACGGGAAGCCCGGGACGUUGCUCGGGCGGCAAAAACCUGGUGCCAGCAAACGAUAGCAAAUCUUUGUUACGGCAGCGGAAGAACGCGACACCAAUUAGCGUCGGGUAUGGGGAAUGCGUGAGAAAGACCGGAAGCGAUGAUACGAACGUAUGCCGGUCGAAUAAUCCCGAGGGAAUCCGAAGGGUCGAAGAUCUCCCGAAGUCCAGGCUGGACAGGGGGAAAUUGUGUUCUUUAGUUAGACUGGAAGUUCCCGAAGGAUGUGAGAAAGCGGUUUUUUAUGAUGAAAAGAAAUCCAAGGAGAGGGACGAUAUUACCGGGGGAAAGAGGGAGCCCUGCGGUCGACCCGGAUGCAAGAAUGAACGCGCAUCGCGCAGCGGUGAAUUAUUAAAACUUUAUCCAAGAACUUCAAGCGCGGAGGAAUUGCACCGAGGAGUUUCCAAAGUGGAAAUUGACAGCUCAGCGAAUACGGGAAACUGGAUGAAAUCAUCCGGGGAGGAUUUGGACGUAACGAAACCAGAAUCUCGAAAUAUAAUCAACUUUUACUACCCACCGGGGAGUAACGAAGCCCCCGCUUCUAGGCGCGAAUUACAGACCGACGAAAACGGAGAAGUGAAAAAGGCCGAAGAAACGAGUAAUGCGGAACAACGAAAGCCUCUCCAACGAAUCGAAAAUCCGAGGCAAGUGUGUCGCGCAAACGCAACUUUAAACAACGACGAUAUCAGCGCAUCAGUUUGUAGAAAGUGGAACAGCGACGAGGACAAGAACGACGGUCAUUCGACGCGGGAACGAAAUGUUUCUAACGGCAGCGCUAAAAAUGAUUUACACCAAAACUUUGGCAUCGAAAAUUCGAACCUUCGGGACGUUAAUCGUGUGAGUCCAGAACCGCUAAUCCCUGCGAUUAAGAGUCCUAAAAAGUCAGAUCUGUAUCCUAAGACGAGCAAUAAACAACCCUUUCGUUUGUCGAGCUCAACCGUAGCCAAAAGGUUUGGGAAAAAUCGGGAAAAGAAUGAAAAUGGCGGUCCGAGAAACCCAGACAAAAAAGACGGUGGGAAAAAAUCGAAAAGAGAAUCAGAUCCAAAUCCUUUGACGAAAAGUAGCGAGAACAUUUCCGACGAAGGGAAUAGAAAGGCGCGAAGUUUGCUGCAUACGGAAACAUCGAAAGUCGAAGACCCGGAGACCCUCGGUAGCGGGAAAAUCGUCAAAGGCGGCAGCGAAAUAAGGAAAAGUCGCGAAAGUCGCAAGUCCAGUGAAUCGCCGAGUCUUCAAAGGAGCGCCGGACCGACGGAGAAGGACGAAACUCCGAGCGGGGGUGUUCGCGAGGAUGGGAAGGUGGGUGAAAAUAAGAGGAAAAAGAGCGCGAAAAGUGAGAAAACAACACCGGGAGAAGCUUUAAUCAGCCGCUCAGGCGGAAAUCGAGGCGUGACCAGAACCGCGGAUUUAUCCUCAGAGCGUUUAAUGAAUGGGAAAAAUCUCCGACCCUCUCUCCGCCCUGAGGAAAAUCUUAAUUCUCAUCGCACUUCCACGUCGAAGGACGAGGAACUGCCGGGCGUUGAUAAAACGGGCAUACCGAAACAGUCGAAAAGCGGCAGGACCGGCCCAAAAAGAUCAAACGCCGUAGCGGGGAGAAUAGGAAUGAAACAAAAAACGGAAAAAUUCGCAGAUUCAGGAAUUAACCAGAUGUCUGUUGGAAAAGGCGAACGAAAUAGUCCAGAUUCUGGAUCGAUGAGGUCUCGCGUGACCGGGGACUCUUCGAACAUCAAAUCUGGACGGAUUCCCGAAUUGAUAUCACGAAGGUCUAUGAAUUUCAAGAAUACCGGAGACCGCCACAGUAAUAACGCGAGGGCGGAAUCACCUCGAAAGAAUUCGCUCGUUGAUUGUAAUUUAGAAAAUGCGAACCCUGCGCCGAGCGGCGAGAAUUCCUCGGCUAUCCAUAAGUCGGACGUUAAAGAUCCAAGCCGCAGAAGAGUUCCGUGUAAUUUCCAAGCCCACACUAAUGACGGAAACAGAAAUGGAACGCUAACAUCUCAAUGUUCGCGAGUGAGUCCAGAUUCUCAUAAGAUUACAGAAAAACCGCGGAAUAAUAAAAGCGAGGAGAAUCCGAAUGCCGACUCGGGUUUACCGGGUUGUCCGAGAAGUAAGAGAGACUCGAAAAAUUUCGAAGGAUCAACCGCAAGCUCGAAUUACUCCAGCAACGAAAGAGAGCGGGAGAUCAUGCAACAUGAAUACGAGAAUGUUCCAGAUAAACUUUCGUCGUUCUCUGGACCGGAAAACCAAAAAAACGAGUCUCCGACCGGUGGCUGUUGUUUGGCCGACGGCCCCAAACAAUUUUUGGAUCAAGGGCAAACAUUUUCUACGGCCGAGUGCAAGCGACAGCCGUCAGAAAAAAAAAUAUUCUGCCCUCAAAAUGGCGGCCAAAAUGCGGAAAGCGAAUUGCCUAGAAAAAGCGAAAGAACUCGUAGAACGAGUGAAGUCUGCAAGAAAAUAGCUGUUGAUCAAAACGAGAAAAAUAUUCCGAAAAUUUACGAUGGUAACGAAAACCACGUCAAUUCAAUGUCGUCGAUAGAAAAAGCGUACAAUCAUCUGAAAACGAUAUUGAACAAAACGAAGAAUUUUCACAAGGGACUUUUGUGCGGCAAACAAACCAAAGAAACGCAAUUUUACGGUGAAAAUUCUGGGAAGAAUGUAAAAUCAAAGACUUCAAACAGUAGCGGAUCUCUCACUGUAUCGAUAUCUUUCGGGAGCUCAAUAUUCGCCAAUGUGAAUACACCUACUUAUCAUAGAAAGGAAAAGAACUGUAUGAAACAUUGA